Molecule: messenger RNA, 730 nt
Organism: Cinara cedri
Lineage: Eukaryota; Metazoa; Arthropoda; Insecta; Hemiptera; Aphididae
Source: the annotation of a GenBank genome assembly
AUGCUAGUCAACCACAGGUUCCAAAUGUUUAUGGACGGAAAGAAAAAUAGGUGGUGCUCUGUGAAUAACGGACUACUACAAGAAUCCAUACUAGCCCCAGCACUAUUCAGGUACGAAGGUACGAAGGUAUUCAACUUAUACAUACACAAUCUACUAAUAAUCACUGGCCAAGAAUUUCAGUUCGCAGAUGACAUUGACAUAGCACACACUUGUAAAGAUAUGAAAGUAGGUGAGAAUACCCUAAAAAAUGACUUAAGCAUCUUGUAAAGAUACUUUUACAAAUGGAGACUAAGACCAAAUUCAAAUAAGACAGAGUAUGUGGAUUUCAUCUUGAUAAUAAAGAAGCAAACAGGGAACUCAAUGUCCACUUGAAGGGAGUAAAAGUGAACCAUAACUUUACACCAAAUAUUAGGGAGUAACAUUGGACCGAUAGUUGACAUUUAGGAACCAUAUUGAUAAGCUACAGAAAAAAUUUAAAACAAAAGUGAACUUAGUGCAGAAACUGGCUGGAACUAGAUGGGGGACAGAUGCUAGUAUUCUGAGAAUGGCAACAAUCGCGUUAGUGUAUUCUACAGCGAAAUAUGAAGCUCCAGUUUGGUUGAAUAGUGUACACCCAGGAAAGGUAGAUAUGCAUUUAAAUAGUGCCAUGCGGUUAAUAAGUCGAGUAGUACAAUCAACACCAGUUCUUUUAAAUAUCACACCACCAGAAAUCAGAAGAAUGAAGCACUAG